Mus caroli (Ryukyu mouse) is the source of this 1988-nucleotide messenger RNA. RefSeq names its product transketolase like 2 (gene Tktl2). Gene Ontology annotation, molecular function: thiamine pyrophosphate binding; transketolase activity. Lineage: Eukaryota; Metazoa; Chordata; Mammalia; Rodentia; Muridae. The record is from RefSeq and is a predicted model, not a curated record.
CGCUGAACUUCCUGCUCUUUGUUCGGCAGCCGAGCAGCCUGCAGCCAUGGCCUUGGCCAGAGAUGCCAAGCUGGAAUCGGACACCUUUCAGGUGCUUCAGGAUGUGGCCAAUCGCCUGCGAAUCCACUCAAUCAGGGCCACGUGUGCCUGCAGCUCCGGACAUCCCACGUCGUGCUGUAGUGUUGCAGAGAUCAUGGCUGUGCUCUUCUUCCAUACCAUGAGGUACAAACAGGCAGACCCAGAACACCCAGACAACGACCGCUUUGUCCUCUCCAAGGGCCAUGCCGCGCCCAUCCUCUAUGCGGUUUGGGUGGAGGUGGGCCAUAUCUGUGAAUCGGACUUGCUGAACUUGCGAAAAAUUCACUGCGACCUGGAGGGUCAUCCCACCCCACGACUGUCGUUUGUUGAUGUGGCAACAGGGUCCCUUGGGCAAGGAUUGGGUGCUGCCUGUGGAAUGGCUUACACCGGCAAGUACUUUGACAAGGCCAGCUACCGCGUGUUCUGCCUCAUGGGGGAUGGUGAGUCCUCGGAAGGCUCUGUCUGGGAGGCCUUGGCCUUUGCUUCCCACUACAACUUGGACAAUCUCGUGGCAAUCUUUGACGUGAACCGCUUGGGACAAAGCGGCACAGCACCCCUAGAGCACUGUACAGCAGUUUAUGAGAAGCGUUGCCAAGCGUUUGGGUGGAAUACUUACGUGGUGGAUGGUCAUGAUGUUGAAGCUCUCUGCCAGGCCUUUGGGAAAGCAGCUCAAGUCAAGAACAAACCUACUGCCCUGAUUGCCAAGACCUUCAAGGGUAGAGGUAUUCCAAAUGUCGAGGAUGCGGAAAAUUGGCAUGGAAAGCCUAUGCCAAAAGACAGAGCUGAUGGGAUUGUCAAAUUAAUUGAGAAUCGGAUACAGACAAACCGAAAUCUCACACCGAAACCCCCCAUUGAAGACUCGCCCAGGAUCAGCAUGUCCAAUACAAAAAUGACCUCUCUGCCUGUCUACAAACUGGGAGACAUGAUAGCUACUCGUGAAGCAUACGGCUUGGCUCUGGCUAAAUUGGGACAAUCUAACCAAAGAGUUAUCGUUCUAGAUGGCGACACAAAAAACUCUACCUUUUCAGAAGUGUUCAAGAAAGAGCACCCUGAGCGUUUCAUAGAGUGCUUUAUUGCUGAGCAAAACAUGGUAAGUGUGGCCCUGGGGUGUGCCACACGAGGACGAACUAUUGCUUUUGUUAGUACCUUCGCUGCCUUCCUGACCCGAGCCUUUGAUCAGAUCCGAAUGGGAGCCAUCUCUCAAACCAACAUCAACUUCGUUGGUUCCCACUGCGGGGUGUCUGUUGGAGAAGAUGGACCUUCCCAGAUGGCCCUGGAGGACCUAGCCAUGUUCAGAAGCAUCCCCAACUGCACUAUUUUCUAUCCAAGUGAUGCUGUCUCUACAGAACACGCUGUUUUUCUGGCAGCCAACAUGAAGGGAAUGUGCUUCAUCCGUACCACCCGGCCAAAAACAGCAGUUAUUUAUACAGCUGAAGAAAACUUUGUGAUUGGACAGGCCAAGGUGAUCCGCCAGAGUGCAGUUGACAAGGUGACAGUUAUUGGAGCAGGGGUUACUCUGCAUGAAGCCUUAGUAGCUGCUGACGAGCUUUCUCAACAAGGGAUUUUUAUUCGUGUCAUUGACCUGUUCACUAUCAAACCUCUGGAUGCUGUCACCAUUAUCCAAAGUGCCAAAGCCACAGGUGGCCAGAUCAUUACUGUGGAAGAUCACUACCGAGAAGGUGGCAUUGGCGAAGCUGUGUGUGCAGCCAUCUCUAGAGAGCCAGACAUCAUCGUUCGUCAACUUGCAGUAACAGAAGUACCUCGAAGCGGGAAACCUAUCGAGCUACUGGAUAUGUUUGGAAUCAGUGCCAGACACAUUAUAGCAGCUGUGAAAGAUACCGUAAUGAAAUGAAAUGGCCCAGGUCUUCAUACAUCAAGGGUUGGAAUUCUUGUACAAUGUUGAACAGAAG